AUGCCCGAAGGAUUAGACCCCAAAGAAGUCGCCUCCGAGACCGACCCCUCGGUUGCAAAGCAAUUCGACCGGGAGACUCCCAAAGCAGACCAGUGGAAAGAACUCUACGAGCUCAUCGAUGGCAAAAAGAUCAGCAUGCUGAACACUUACCGACAAGGAAUUGGCCCCGUUGGCCGCGCGAUGGGUAUUGUCCAACGUUCUGGACCGGACAUCUUGUACCUGGCGAACAAGCACUCGAAGAAAUUUCAAGAUCUCGAAAAGAAUAAGGAAGUCCAGAUUACCAUCCAAGACAGCAAGACACAGGACUGGAUUUCCAUCAGUGGCACCGCCACGACAACCAGCAACGACGAUCCUAGAAUCAAGGAGUUGUACAGCUCAGAAAUUAGUGCGUGGUUCGGGGAUUUGAAGGACGGUGUCCACGACGGGACAUGGAAGGAUCCCCGAAUGAGCCUGAUCGAGGUUCAAAGCAAGUAUAUCGUGUACUGGAAGAAGGAGGUCUCGAGCCUGGGAUUUUUGAAGGAGGUUGGAACUGCAGCCUUUACCGGUGGUGUGGCUCAGGUCGGGGUCCAUCGAGAGUUGACAGAGGAGGACAUUCAGAAAGAGCGUGUUUGA
Fonsecaea multimorphosa CBS 102226 is the source of this 612-nucleotide messenger RNA. RefSeq lists its product as uncharacterized. The record is from RefSeq and is a predicted model, not a curated record. NCBI's taxonomy places the organism in Eukaryota, Fungi, Ascomycota, Eurotiomycetes, Chaetothyriales, Herpotrichiellaceae. The transcript has a single exon. The coding region runs from base 1 to 612 and encodes 203 amino acids.